Nomia melanderi (Alkali bee) is the source of this 2383-nucleotide messenger RNA. RefSeq names its product alpha-glucosidase-like. NCBI's taxonomy places the organism in Eukaryota, Metazoa, Arthropoda, Insecta, Hymenoptera, Halictidae. The record is from RefSeq and is a predicted model, not a curated record. Gene Ontology annotation, biological process: carbohydrate metabolic process.
UGACGCAAGACACUUUAUAUAACGAGAGAAAAAUAUUCUGAAAAUUCCGUAGAAAGUUGCAACGGUGAAAGGGGCUCUUGCAGGGCCGAUAGCUAUUUUCAAUGGCUACGUCCCUGGACGAAGGAGUGUAUUUCGGGGAGAUUGUUGGCGGAUUACGGGGAAAACGGAGAAAGGGGCAUGCAGUUGUCCUCGCGUUGGAUUACGGAAAACCGAUAGAUCACUUGUGCCGUGAACACUCAGACAGAUUGUCCUUUUUAAGAGUACUACUGAGGGUGCAUUCGUGUCACGACACUCCGAUCAACGUGUUUGAUCUAUUUAUUUUGGAAACAUGAAGGCGAUAGUACUGUUUUGUGUGAUGUCACUGUACGUGAUUGCUGGACACCACUGUCACGGCGGCAACAAAUGGUGGCAAAAAAUGUCGCUGUAUCAGAUUUACCCGAGAAGCUUUAAAGACAGCGACGGAGAUGGUAUAGGGGAUUUGAAAGGUAUCGCGAGCAAGUUGGAUCAUCUGAAAGAAUCGUUUGUCGAUGCUUUCUGGAUAUCUCCCAUUUUCCCUAGCCCAAUGGUCGAUUUUGGCUACGACAUUUCAAAUUUCAUCGAUAUUGAACCUCUUUUCGGUACGAUGAAAGAUUUUGAGGAUUUGCUGGAUACCGCUCAUAGCAAGUCUUUAAAGGUGAUUCUGGACUUCGUCCCGAAUCAUUCUUCUGAUCAGCACGAAUGGUUCCAGAAAAGCUUGAAGAAAAUCGAACCAUUCACCGAUUACUACGUUUGGCAUCCAGGGAAAAAGCUUGAGGAUGGUACCGUUGUACCACCAAAUAACUGGGUGAGUGUGUUUGGAGGACCGGCUUGGACGUGGAAAGAGGAACGUCAGGCAUAUUACCUUCAUCAGUUUACUGCAGAGCAACCAGAUUUCAACUACCACAAUCCAACUCUUGUAAAAGAGAUGCAUGACGUUCUUAGGUUUUGGUUAAAUAAGGGCGUGGAUGGCUUUAGAGUGGACGCUAUACCCCAUCUCUGCGAGGAUCAGAGAUUUUUGGAUGAACCACUGUCAGGCACCACUAAUGAUCCAAAUGACUACGACUAUACGAUUAAAACGUUUACCAAAGAUCAGCAGUUGACUUACGAUAUAGUGAAGGGUUGGAGUGAAGUACUCGCUGAGUACAAUGGCGAUAAAGUCAUGAUGAUGGAAGCAUACGCAACCAUACCAUUGACAAUGAAGUACUACCAUUAUGGAGCCAGCUUCCCUUUUAACUUUGAGAUGAUCGCAAAUUUGAAUAACCAGUCGACGGCUGCAGAUUUCAAAAACAUGAUCGAUACAUGGAUGUCGAAUAUGCCAGAGGGAGCAACAGCUAACUGGGUGGCUGGGAACCACGAUAAACCGAGAGUGUUGAGUCGGUUCGGACCUAGGACUCGCGCGGUCACCUUAUUGACGCUUUUAUUGCCUGGUGUCAGCGUGACGUAUAAUGGCGAUGAAAUCGGCAUGGAAGACACUUGGAUUUCGUGGGAAGAUACCAAGGACCCGCAAGGAUGUAACGCUGGUAAAAAUAGAUAUGAACAAAUGUCCAGAGAUCCUGAAAGAUCGCCAUACCAAUGGGACGCAACUAUUUCCGCUGGAUUUUCGUCGAAUUCAACUACAUGGCUUCCGGUUAAUAAAAAUUACAAAACUAUCAAUCUAGAAACAGAGAAAGGAGAAAAGGACUCCUACUAUAAUUUCUAUAGAUCGAUUGCAUGGCUGAAGACAGCGCCAUCCGUGAAGAAAGCAAACUUAGUUACGAAUCUGUUGAGCCAUAACGUUUUAUUGAUUGCGAGGGAAACUGAGGACGACGAAUCUGUUUACGCAAUAUUGAACCUAGGAGGUAUGCAAGAAACGGUGGACCUUGUAAAUUUCUAUAAUGUACCGUGCGGAUUGAAGGUGUACUACUCCACGGAUAACUUUAAUUUUAAAACAGGGGACUUCUUGUGCCAAGCCAGGAAUGUGCAAGUGCCUCCGUAUGGAAUAGCGGUUUUAAUGAAACAUUAGGACCAAGAACUACUAUUAUGUUCAGAAAUGAUCUCUACCUAUUAUCAACCAUACUCUAUAAAUUAUUAUAAUUUACAUACGUCUUGAACUAUCAAGCCGAUCUGAUUUUCUCAAUAGUUAGAUGUUUAUGUUUUCAAUGUUGUGUAUCUCGCAUAAAAAUAAAAUAAGUAUAAUUUACUGACAUUGUUCCUCAAGAAGUUGUGUUAUUUAGUAUUUAAUUCCGCUCUUAUUAAGAUGAGGACCUGUUAAAAUAAAUAAACUGAAGUUUUCUAUGUAAACUUUGCAAAUUUUUUACUUAAGACCACUACUUUUUUAAUUCCUGUUUGCAAUCAUGUAAAAUUGAUGUACUUACAAGCAGUGACU